GAACCCUCGAAAAGAGACUUAAGACCCUCAUUUCCCUUUUCUUUGGAAUCAGCAUAUUGAACUUUAUUCUCUUAGCAUCUCUCUGUUUCUCUCUCUCUCUCUCUCUACAUAUAUAUAAACACAAAGCUAUUCUUGAUUUUAGUUUUAAGGUUUCUGUCGGUUCUUUCAUUUUUGGCUUUUAAAUCAAAAACUAUAUCGAAAUCACAAUCGUUCAAUACCAUGACUUCAGUCGUCGAGAUUGACGGUCACCAGCUAGUCAACGCUCUCCAACCCCUUUCUAUCCAGGACCAUGGUGAUGAUAAACGUGAUCAGAGUCAAAUGCAGAGUAAAAAAGAGAUUGAGGAAAAGGGGUUUGAGAAUCAUGGUGGGAUAUGUGCUGUAUGCUUGAAUCAGAUAGUGCUUGAGGAGACUGCCCUUGUUAAAGGUUGCGAGCACGCUUACUGUGUGACAUGCAUCCUUCGAUGGGCCUCAUAUAGAGAGAAAGCAACGUGCCCUCAGUGUAAACACCCAUUUGAGUUCCUGAAUGUCCAUCGUGCACUUGAUGGCAGCAUCAACGAUUACAUGUUUGAAGAGAGCGUCUGCCUACUUCUUAGAGCCACAUGGUUUAAACCUUUGAUUGUCGAGGAUCAUGAAGACUCAUUUGAUGAUCCUGAAGAAUAUUAUCCAUAUGAGGAUGAGGAUGAGGAAGACGAUCUAGAUGAAGUUUACUUUAGUAGUUCAUCAAGUAUUCGUAUUGGUAAUCGAAGAUGGGGAGAUAAUGGAUUUGUCAGGGGAGGACGCCAAGAAGCAAGGCCAGUGCAUCGAUCAAAUUACCAGGACCCUGGGGCCAGUUCAUCUCGAGAACCCAGAAGGAAGGAACCUGUGAAAGCUCCAACAGGGCGACGGGCAAAAAGGGCUCUUAAACGUGAAGCAGCUGAUAAGGCGGCUGCAGAAAAGCAUCAGCAGCAUCUGUUGAGGUUGGGCCGAAAGUGAAAGUGAUGCCAUUUCUCUCAGUACAUAAGCUUGGGCCUCACUCUGAUGCGCCUUUGUACAGUAUUUCCUUGCUUUCAACUUUGUGAAAUAAUGUAUGAUCACUUGGAAAGAGGGAAAAAAAAAAAGGAAAAGAAAAAAAAGAAAAAAAGAGCUUUGUGAAAUAAUGACAUGGUAGCUGGUUUCGACAUCUUGAUAUUUAGGUGUCAAAAUUAUUUGUUUAUUUAUCAUCUUUUAAUGAUUUUAGAAUUCUAAUUAUUUGACUUCUUUAAUAA
Quercus lobata is the source of this 1244-nucleotide messenger RNA. RefSeq lists its product as uncharacterized. The coding region runs from base 220 to 972 and encodes 250 amino acids. The transcript is spliced from 4 exons. The record is from RefSeq and is a predicted model, not a curated record. NCBI's taxonomy places the organism in Eukaryota, Viridiplantae, Streptophyta, Magnoliopsida, Fagales, Fagaceae.